CCUUUACGCUUUUAACGUUUUUAGACGGUACGUUUGUGUGAAGGAACUGUGUGUUUCCCCCAGCUGAUCCAUCCCGACAAAUAAAAGUGUUUGAUACAGAUCAUGAGCAAAGACUCCCAGAUGAGGGCUGCAAUUAACCAGAAGCUGAUAGAAAUGGGGGAACGGGAGCGGUUGAAGGAGUUGCUCAGAGCAAAGCUGGUGGAGUGCGGAUGGAAGGAUCAGCUGAAAGCACACUGCAAAGAUGUGAUCAAAGAAAAGGGUCUGGAGCACGUCACAGUGGAGGACCUGGUCACAGAAGUCACACCUAAAGGCAGAGCACUCGUACCGGACAGCGUGAAGAAAGAGCUGCUGCAGAGAAUCAGAGCCUUUUUAGCUCAACACGCUACCUUGUGAAUGGGACCACUUCAUCGUCUAGACUUUUUUUUUUUUUUUUUUUACUCACAAUUCAAAUCCAAAACUGAUGUUUGUUCUCAUUGUGAGCAAUGCUCAAGUGUUAUUUUUUUAUUUUGUAUUGUGUGUUUUCAUAUUGAUUUUAGUUUGUUGUGCAGAAGUUUUGGAAAAAAAGAACAAAACAAAUAAAGUCAUGCCU
This is a messenger RNA of Anoplopoma fimbria (sablefish), 589 nucleotides long. Its product is annotated as transcription and mRNA export factor ENY2-2. Gene Ontology annotation, molecular function: chromatin binding; transcription coactivator activity. Gene Ontology annotation, biological process: positive regulation of DNA-templated transcription; regulation of transcription by RNA polymerase II; poly(A)+ mRNA export from nucleus. The coding region runs from base 103 to 393 and encodes 96 amino acids. The record is from RefSeq and is a predicted model, not a curated record. Gene Ontology annotation, cellular component: DUBm complex; SAGA complex; nuclear pore. The transcript is spliced from 5 exons. Lineage: Eukaryota; Metazoa; Chordata; Actinopteri; Perciformes; Anoplopomatidae.